This is a messenger RNA of Salvia miltiorrhiza (redroot sage), 2136 nucleotides long. Its product is annotated as transcription factor E2FB-like. Gene Ontology annotation, cellular component: RNA polymerase II transcription regulator complex. The record is from RefSeq and is a predicted model, not a curated record. Gene Ontology annotation, biological process: regulation of transcription by RNA polymerase II. Bases 1 to 1797 code for a protein of 598 amino acids. NCBI's taxonomy places the organism in Eukaryota, Viridiplantae, Streptophyta, Magnoliopsida, Lamiales, Lamiaceae. The transcript is spliced from 15 exons. Gene Ontology annotation, molecular function: protein dimerization activity; RNA polymerase II cis-regulatory region sequence-specific DNA binding; DNA-binding transcription factor activity, RNA polymerase II-specific.
AUGUCAAGCGGCGUUGUGGUUCCCUCCACAUCUAUAUCCGAACCAAAUUCCCUCCUUCCUUUCUCUCUCUCUAUCUUUCCCUCGUUUUCUUCUCCAUUUUCUUUCCCUCUUUUUUAUUGCUGUCUCUCCCAAAUCAGAUCUCUCCAAACCCUCACUUCCAUUCUGCUCCCAAUUCUCAUCACCUUCCACAAUUCUAUUCCUUUUUCCCCCAUUCGAUUUCAUUCCCUCUCAAACCCCAAAAACCUCAGAGAUCAAUUCCUGAGAGCCGGAAUUGAUUACAAAAUUCGGGAAUUCUUUCGGUUUGUUGAGGUAUUUUUGAGCUCCAAAGAAAGAGAUCGAAUCAUGCAGCGGCAGACACCGCCGCCUCCGAGUUCGAGAAAGCAGUUGCCUUUCACUUCCAUGAAGCCGCCGUUUGGUGGAGGCGGUGGAGGAGGAGGAGGCGACUACCACCACUUUGCUUCCGGUGACGCUCAGCGGCCUGAUCACGAAUUUGUCGAGUCCGUCGCUGUCAAGAAGCGCCCUCCAUUAAAGCGGAAAAGUGGAGUAGCAGAACCUGAAGUGGAACCUGCUGACCACAAUGCAAGUCCUGGCAAUGUUACUGUCCCGAAAGGUCCCUUUCAAACACCACCAUCUGCAAAAUCAGGAAAACAAAAGGUUUCAAGGUCAAAGGCCAACAAGGCUGGAUCUCAGAUUCCCAUUCCAAAUGUUGGGUCUCCUAGUGGCAAUCACACCCCUGUUGGUCCUUGUCGUUAUGAUAGCUCGCUAGGUCUAUUGACAAAAAAGUUCAUCAAUCUAAUUAAACAUGCAGAAGAUGGUGUUCUGGAUUUGAAUAAAGCUGCAGAUACUUUAGAGGUACAGAAGAGGCGUAUAUAUGAUAUUACUAAUGUUCUUGAAGGCAUUGGUCUUAUAGAAAAGAAUCUCAAGAACAGAAUCCAGUGGAAGGGUCUAGAUGUAGCAAGACCAGGGGAAGCUGAUGAGAGCGUACCUGCUUUACAGGAAGAGCUUGAAAAUCUGAACAUCGAGGAGCGCAGAUUAGAUGACCGCAUAAGAGAAAUGCAGGAAAAGUUGAGGGGCCUGAGUGAAGAUGAAGGCAAUGAAAGGUGGCUCUUUGUCACAGAAGAAGAUAUAAAAUGCUUACCCUGCUUCCAGAAUGAAACUCUUAUAGCAAUUAAAGCUCCUCAUGGCACUACUUUAGAAGUUCCAGACCCUGAUGAGGCAGUUGAUUAUCCACAAAGAAGGUACAGAAUAGUUCUUCGGAGCACAAUGGGGCCUAUCGAUGUUUACCUUGUCAGCCAAUUUGAGGAAAAAUUUGAGGAGAUUAAUGCUGUCGAAGAACAACCAAGCAUUCCUGCUAUGCAGGGAGUAGAGGCUAAUGUUUAUGCUUCUGUACCAUCUCCAAAGCUGGAAAUCGGAGGACAUGAAACUGCUGCACAGGAAGUAGAGCCUCAAAGGAUGUGUUUGGAUGCGAGUACGUCACAGGAUUUUGUGAGUGGAAUCCUGAAGAUAGUGCCAGAAGUUGAUAUUGGUGCUGAUUACUGGCUAUCGUCGGAUGCGGAUAUAAGCUACACUGACAUGUGGAGCAUAGAAUCUGUCAUCGACUGGGAUAGUUUGGAUGUGCCUGAUUACGCCACAGCAGGUAUCACUACGCCACGAGCCCAAACUCCAGCACGAAACACGACUGCAGCGUCUCCAAGUCAAGCUGCCGUGCCUUCUGCUUUGCCACCAGACCAAAUCACAACCACAACCACAACCACAACCACAACCACGGCCACCAUACCUCCUUCAACCACGAUUUGAUGAUGAAUUUGGACGAAGACGCGCUGUUGUACAUUAGAGAGUGAAAAGGUUGGUCUAUCUCUACCGAUAUAAUGUAGAUAUGUUGGAGUAGUAGAAAGAUGGAUGAUAUUCUUGGCUGUACAGUUUCAAAAUUAGAAGGUACAUGCAAUAGCAAUAAAUGAUUAACUGCUGUGAGAAUUCAAAUUAUGUACAUCAACCACGAGAAUUUCUUAGGCAUUUUUUCUUUUCUAGUUUGUAAUAUAGGAUUCUAGGUUGAUGUUCUUGAUGUCUAGCAUUCGGCUUGUGAGAUCUCUGGUACCAAAUCCAUUUAUAUUUUUGUUUAAAGAUGAAUUCAUGUAA